Acanthochromis polyacanthus (spiny chromis) is the source of this 6591-nucleotide messenger RNA. RefSeq names its product potassium channel subfamily T member 2 (gene kcnt2b). Lineage: Eukaryota; Metazoa; Chordata; Actinopteri; Pomacentridae. The record is from RefSeq and is a predicted model, not a curated record. Gene Ontology annotation, cellular component: membrane. Gene Ontology annotation, biological process: potassium ion transport. The transcript has 30 exons. Gene Ontology annotation, molecular function: intracellular sodium-activated potassium channel activity. Bases 1304 to 5017 code for a protein of 1237 amino acids.
AUCAAAGCUCGGCUGUGACCUAUUAAUAUUAAUCAAUGGAAGUUAAUUUGAAUAACACCUGUUGUCUGUGGCUUUGAGUCAACAGUCCUCUUAAGCAGGACAUUUGAAUUUCAUUACCCCCUCUGUUCCUACCAGAGGCUCUACAAGACUAAACCUGUGACAUAGGCUGUGGCACAAGUGCACUUAUGCAUUAGAAACAGGCUUUUUGCACAAGGGAAGGAGUCUACAAGUGCUUAUACCCUCCAUUACAAGUGGUUAUUAAUUAGUUCAGUAGUGUAAUAUUCAUAGGGAGGACUGCUACAGAUUCCAUAUACAGCCUUUUGUCAUUUUAAAUUGUAAUGGCACAGAUUCAGAGGAACUUAAUUGUAGAGUAUGUGUGUUUUUUUUUCCUGUCUGCUCUGCUUCGAUUGGUUCUUCUGAUUAUAUUUGGCAUAUGGAAUCGUAAUGAGAGAGCAACAGCACUCAGAGCUCAGCUGCAAGCCGUGCAGAAUCGUAUUAAGUGUCUGAAAAUGAAUAUGCACGACGUCAAAGCGUUGCACUAAAUAAACUGGAUGUGUUCUCGUGUGUGUUUCAGCAAGGCAGUGGCAAAUGUGUCUCCUUAAGCUUACUGUUAGAGAUAUUACCCCGUGACGUUUGAGGAAAAACCCAGAUAAAAUCGAGGGGGAAAAACAACUAAAGCGCACCACGGAGAAAUAAUAAAAAGCGACAUCCGCGCAGGUCUCCUCACAUUUCAGGGGAGGUGUGUGCAUGUGUGACAGUUUUAUCAUCCCUCAGGACUGCAGAGAACAUUCUGCUCAUAAUGCAGCGCAAAUGGUGACGGAGAACUCUGAGUAUUUAUUGUUAUAGUAUUCUUUUUGUCUGUUUUUAUUGUUUUGUUUUUCCUUCUAUGAAAAGUGGUCGCACUGUUCCCCAGCGCUUCAUUUGCAGUAAGUGCGUCCAUGUGGAGCUCAGGCAGGGAGGAUGCUGGUGUUAAAAGAGACAAACAGCUCUCCAGCUGUCACCGUAAAAGUGGAGCCUCCCCUGUACGCGCAGACCGCUGAACAUCCUCGACCUGUUGCCUCGGUGUGAAGAAAAGUGGAGCUUCACUGUGACGGCUGCAAACCCAGAGAGAAGUUCGUUUUCCAGCAUAGCAGGGAGGUCGAAGACGGUGCCAUGGGGUGUAUCAGUGUGCUCGUUAUUAAUUUACGUUUUGAAUAGCAGAAGGAAGAGGAGCGGAGUUGGUUUUGGAGGGGACGACCUUCCUCGGUGUGGAGGUGCGGUUUGCGGUGGUAUUUGUCUCUGGGUUUUUUUGAGGAGGAGGACCAUGGUCGAAUUGGAGAAGGAGGUGCUGCCGCUGCCCCCUCGGUACCGGUUCCGAGACCUGUUGCUCGGGGACUGGCAGGCCGAUGACAGGGUGCAGGUAGAGUUCUAUGUGAAUGAGAACACUUUCAAGGAGCGCCUCAAGCUGUUCUUCAUCAAAAACCAAAGAUCCAGUCUGCGAGUGCGAAUGUUUAACUUUGCUCUGAAAGUCCUGAGCUGCCUCCUCUACAUCGUCAGAGUCCUGCUAGACAACCCGCAAGAGGAAAGACAGGACUGUGUGAGCGGGGUUAACUGCACCAAACAAAACACAUCAUCCCGCCUCUGCACUGAGUUUGACUGGAAGCUGAUCAUCUGGGUUGAUAGACCUCUACCGCUGUGGGCACUGCAGGUGCUUGUGGCUUUCAUCAGCUUUUCAGAAACUAUGUUGCUCGUGUAUCUAAGCUACAAGGGCAACGUAUGGGAGCAAGUAUUACGUGUCCCCUUCAUUCUGGAGAUGAUCAGCGCCGUUCCCUUCAUGAUCACUGUGAUUUUGCCCUCCUUCAGAAAUCUCUUCAUCCCUGUAUUUCUCAAUUGCUGGCUGGCCAAGCACGCUUUGGAGAACAUGAUAAAUGAUCUCCACCGGGCUAUCCAGCGGACACACUCAGCCAUGUUUAACCAGGUGGUGAUACUUAUCAGCACACUGGUCUGUCUCAUGUUUACAUGCAUCUGCGGCAUUCAACACCUCGAGCGAGCGGGCAACAACCUGACCCUGUUUGACUCCCUCUACUUCUGCGUGGUCACCUUCUCCACGGUGGGGUUCGGUGAUGUCACCCCUCAGAUCUGGCCUUCGCAGCUCCUGGUCGUCAUCAUGAUCUUUGUGGCGCUCAUCGUGCUUCCCAUCCAGUUUGAGCAGCUGGCCUUUCUGUGGAUGGAGCGACAGAAGUCUGGGGGGAACUAUAGCCGCUACAGGGCACAGACGGAGAAACACGUGGUGCUGUGUGUCAGCUGCCUCAAGAUCGACCUCCUCAUGGACUUCCUCAAUGAGUUCUUCGCUCACCCUCGGCUGCAGGACUACUACGUGGUGAUCCUUUGCCCAGCAGAGAUGGAUGUCCAGGUUAGAAGAGUCCUUCAUGUCCCUCUUUGGGCCCAGAGAGUCAUCUACCUGCAGGGUUCUGCUCUAAAAGACCAAGACCUGAUGAGGGCCAAGAUGGACGAUGCUGAGGCCUGCUUUAUCCUCAGUAACCGGUUUGAAGUGGAUCGCAUUGCUGCUGAUCAUCAGACAAUCCUCAGAGCUUGGGCAGUGAAAGACUUCGCUCCAAACUGCCCCCUGUACGUCCAGAUUCUCAAGCCAGAGAACAAGUUUCACGUCAAAUUUGCAGAUCAUGUGGUGUGUGAGGAAGAGUUUAAGUAUGCCAUGUUGGCUUUAAACUGUGUGUGCCCUGGUACCUCAACUCUCAUCACUCUAUUGAUCCACUCCUCUAGAGGACAAACGACGCACCAAGAGGCCUUCAAGCAGCGAGUAGGAGCAUUUCAAGCCCUCAACAGGGAGGGCGGCGCAUGCUCAGCAGACCAAUGGCACCGGACCUACCGGCGCUGCUCAGCCAAUGAGGUGCAUCACAUUCGACUGGAAGAAAGUAAAUUCUUUGGGGAUUACCAGGGCAAGAGUUUCACGUUUGCUUCCUUUCACGCUCACAAAAAGUAUGGAGUAUGUUUGAUCGGAGUGCGCAGACUGGACACCACCAACAUCCUGUUAAACCCUGGCCCAUGCCACAUCAUGGGGGCCUCUGACACAUGCUUUUACAUCAAUAUCUCGAAAGAAGAGAACUCAGCAUUUGUCCGAGGCCAGAGGGAACCAUCGUGGGGCGGCACAGGCGGAAAUGCCAGGGGAGUGCACCAAACGAUCUACCACGGACUCACCCGCCUGCCAGUCCACAGUAUCAUCGCCAGCAUGGGCACAGUUGCCAUCGACCUGCAGGACUCCAGUGACAGCAGCCCAGAAGGCCAGGACCCGGGAGGCACAGGGAUGGGCAGUGGGAAAGGAAGCAGGAGCAGCUCCAGGACAGAGAUGGGAGGUGCGAACACCUUGGCUCUGCCCGCCAUGGGAGAGUCUGCAGAGGAGAGACGGCACAGCAUCGCCCCCGUCCUGGAGCUAGUGGACGGUGUCAACAACCCCACAUUUGACCUACUGGGAGACCAGUCAGAGGAUGAGGGAGGAGAGGAGGGCAAGGAGGACAGUGACAAAGAUGAGAGCGCCCACUGGUGGGGUCGACACUGCGAGUGGGUGAAGGGCUACCCGCUAAAUUCUCCGUACAUCGGCAGCUCACCUGCACUGUGCCACCUUCUACAAGAAAAGAUGCCUUUCUGCUGCCUGCGAAUGGACAAGGCUUGUCACCACAUUCCUUUUGAGGAUGCCCGCUCCUAUGGCUUCAAAAACAAAUUGAUCAUCGUGUCUGCGGAGAGUGCAGGGAACGGUCUUUACAACUUCAUUGUGCCUCUACGGGCCUACUACCGACCAAGGAAGGAGCUCAACCCCAUCGUGCUGUUGUUGGAGAGCAUACCUGAAGCAGACUUCCUGGAGGCAAUUUGUUGGUUCCCCAUGGUGUUCUACACAGUGGGCUCCAUUGACAAUCUGGACAGUUUGCUACGAUGUGGAGUCACUUUUGCUGGCACCAUGGUGGUGGUCGACAAGGAGAGCUCCAUGAUUGCAGAGGAGGACUACAUGGCUGACGCAAAGACCAUCGUCAACGUCCAGACCUUGUUUAGACUGUUUCCAGCUCUUAGCAUCAUCACCGAACUCACACAUCCAGCCAACAUGCGCUUCAUGCAGUUCAAAGUCAAAGAUCACUACUCUCUAGCUCUGUCCAAACUGGAAAAGAAGGAAAGGGAAAAGGGGUCUAACCUGGUCUUUAUGUUCCGCCUGCCCUUCGCUGCUGGGAAGGUUUUCAGCGUUAGCAUGCUGGACACGCUCCUCUACCAGUCAUUUGUGAAGGACUAUAUGAUCUCCAUCACCAGACUGCUGCUUGGUUUGGACUCCAUGCCUGGCUCAGGUUUCCUCUGUGCUAUGAAAAUCACAGAAGACGACUUGUGGAUCCGCACCUAUGGCAGGCUCUACCAGAAAUUAUGCUCCUCCACUGGAGAUAUCCCCAUAGGCAUCUAUCGUACAGAAGCCCACAAGCUUCCAGUCUCUGAGUCCCAGGUAUCCAUCACAGUGGAAGACUACGAGGACACCAGAGAACCCAGAGAGCCCCUGUUGUCCCGGACCAGCACCCACCGUAACUCCACCUCCUCGGAGCCCAUCUCCACCUCUUCCCACUCUUCGGACCACCCGCUGCUGAGGAGGAAGAGCAUGCAGUGGGCACGGCGGCUGAGCAGGAAGGGGGGUCGGAGCUCCAGUGGGGCCAAAGGGGGUCCGGGCAGCGCGGCCGAGAGGAUCAGCCAGCAGAGACUGACCCUGUUCAGGCGCUCAGAGAGGCAGGAGCUCAACGCCCUGGUGCGAACAAGGAUGAAGCAUUUGGGCCUUUCUCCAACUGGAUUUAAUGGGAUGACAGACCAAGGGAACAGACUGUCGUACAUCCUCAUCAACCCUUCUCCAGACACCAGACUGGAGCUGCACGACGUUGUGUACCUGAUCAGACCGGACCCUCUGUCCCUGGUACCCAACCAGGGGAGUAGCAGGAAGUGCAGCGCCGGCCUCUCAGAGAGCCACAGGUUCGACAUGCAGGACAGCACCCAUCUGUGAGAGACAAAAAAAAAGGACUAAUACACUGUAAAAACACUGCCAGAGAGAGGUGAAACAACAACACAAUCAUCAAGGAGAAAGCAAAUAUGGUGAGACAGAAACGGAUACAGCCAGGUGGCACAUAGCCCUCGUGUUUUCUCCACAUUCAGUCUCGGUGAACUCAGAGGUGCCAGACUUGCAUGGACCUUUUCUAUAACUACGGGAAUGUUUUAUUUAUGCACCUAUUUUCAAAGCGGAGAGCUGCGGACACGAAGUGCAUUUAAUGAAGAACUGUACGUGACUCUAUCUGUGUAUGUGCAUGUUAUGUACUGCAUCAUGUACCGUGUGUGUGUGUGUGUGUGUGUGUGUGUGUGUGUGUGUGUGUGUGUGUGUGUGUGUGUGUGUGUGUGUGUGUGUGUGUGUGUGUGUGUGUGUGUGUGUGUGCGUGCGUGCCUGUGUGCGUGUGUGCUUAUGGAUCCAGAGCAACACUGCCAGUUUUAUUUGGACAGCCAAAGGAAUCUUGCUGCCAAAUGAAAAGUCAAGGGAUGUAUCGUUGUGUCCUUUUCUGUCUUGUAGGUGUGUUCCAUCACACUUAAUGUCGUCUGGCCUAUUUGAAAGUGACACUACAGUCUACACAUCCUGGUUUUUCUUCUUUCGUUUUUUUUUUUUUUCCAUUUUUGGUUUUCACAACAUAAAACCUUUUUUUUAAAAAAAAACUUUUUACCUGUUGCUCCCACUGUUAUGACGCACACAUUCAUUUUACGCUCACCAGCAGCAGAGGAAUCCAAAGAGCACCAGUCUCAAUAACGGACAUAAUCACUGCAGGGCAUUCAGUCACACUGCUGUCUGAAGGCGAACAAACCGGACCUGAGUUUAUUGUUUGCCUGAUUUUUUUUUCUUCUUUCCUCGAAGUCCCGCUCUCUCUGCUUCUGUUGGUCAGUGUUAGCCGUUCUGCCUCCAGCUUGCUUUUUACUGACAUGCAUGUUAGAGAUGCAGGGGAUGGACAAAACAAGAACAUACACUGUAACAUAACACCAUCCAGUACAACAGCCCUGCAAUAAAUACUGCCUUUGUGAAGCUUAUAAUGUAACAUUUGUGAAGAAGUUUCACAGAGGUGUUGCUGGAAUUCUCAGUAUUGAAGUUGAGUUAUAAGCUUUACAAUUAAAUAUCUGCUGUAUUUAUUACAUACUGCUAUAAAUAUCCACUUUAAUGAGUAAUUAGUUUGCAGAUUUAAACUUUAAAUCUAUAAUAUGAUUUGAUUUUCAGUCAGAAAAAAGUUUUAUUUCUAUGAAAAAAAAUGUGCCACUUUGAUGAUUCUACCCGGCUUUAUUUCUUAGAAAUGUGAGAUUUUAUUCUGUUACAUUAAAGUAAAUUAUUUGUUACUGUGGAGAUUUAUGCUGUCUGUUUAUCAAGGAUUUGCAAGCCUCUGUAAAUCUUUUGCCAGACGCUCAGAAUUUGCCGUUGCACAUGGAAAUUGUGCGGCCAUGUGGCGGGAAUGCAGGCCGGCAUCUCUGCCAACAAAACUGCUGUAGCUUCAGUGCCAUUAUAACAAAUGAAAAUAUGUACAUAUUAAAGUCAGUCCGUAUAGCUUGUCA